Molecule: messenger RNA, 1345 nt
Organism: Triticum aestivum (bread wheat)
Lineage: Eukaryota; Viridiplantae; Streptophyta; Magnoliopsida; Poales; Poaceae
Product: GDSL esterase/lipase EXL3-like
Exons: 1
Coding region: 42-1205 (387 amino acids)
Biological process (GO): lipid metabolic process
Molecular function (GO): lipase activity
Source: RefSeq, a predicted model, not a curated record
UCCACUCCGCUCAGCUCGAGCUAGCUGCAUUUUGCAUACCAAUGGCAAUGGGCAAGAGCUCUGUCUUGGUCUUGCUGGUGCUGUUGGUGGUGGCCACCGACGUUUCCAGCCGAGCCACAUACACAGGAAGCAUCACCUCGGCUGCAGGUGUAACGACGGCGCCGGCGAAGAAGCACGGCCAUUGGGGCACGCUGAAGCCGAAGCCGAAGGUGGCCGACAAGCAGGUGCCUGCGCUGGUGGUGUUUGGCGACUCCAUCGUGGACACGGGCAACAACAACGCCAUCCACACCAUCGUCAAGGCCAACUUCCCGCCCUACGGGCACGACUUUGGCGCCGACCACCGCCCCACCGGCCGCUUCUGCAACGGCAGGAUCCCCACCGACUUCAUCGCCUCCAAGCUGGGGCUCAAGCAGCUGCUCCCGGCCUACCUGCAGCAGAACCUAACAAAACAGGACCUGCUCACCGGCGUCAGCUUCGCGUCGGGAGGAACAGGCUACGACCCGCUCACGGCACAGCUCGCCUCCGUCAUCUCCAUGACGGACCAGCUCCGCAUGUUCCACGAGUACAAGGCCAAGGUCCGGGCCCUCGCCGGCGACGCCGCUCUCUCGGAGAUCCUCUCGAAGGGAGUCUUCGCGGUGUGCGCCAGCAGCGACGACGUGGCCAACACCUACUUCACCAUGCGGGCGCGCAGCUCCUACUCGCACGUGGACUACGCGUCCCUCAUCGUGUCCCACGCAUCCACCUUCCUCGACGGCCUGCUCUCCGCGGGGGCCAAGCGGGUGGCCAUCAUCUCCAUGCCGCCCAUCGGGUGCGUGCCGUCCCAGCGCACGCUCUCGGGCGGCCUUGGACGGGACUGCUCGUCGGGCCACAACGAGAUCGCCGAGAUGAUCAACGCCGGUAUGGGCACCACGGUGGAGUCUCUCAAGGCCAAACACCCGGGGGCGAGGGUCGUGCUCAUGGACAUCUACGGGUACUUGUUCGACAUGAUGAUGCGCCCGGAGGGGUACGGGUUCAAGGAGUCCACCCUGGGCUGCUGCGGCACGGGGAUGAUGGAGGUCUCCGUGCUCUGCAACGGCGUCACGUCGGCGGUGUGCGGCGACGUGACCGACUAUUUGUUCUGGGACAGCUACCACCCCACGGAGAAGGCGUACCGGAUCCUCGUCGACUUCGUCUACGACAACUACCUCAAGGAGCUCAUCGACUAGCUACCGAGCUUUCAUGCCCUAGCUACCUAAUACGUACUGUUUGUGAUUGACAUUUCAAGUUCAUUGUGUUUGUGUUGUGCACACACACCUAUGUAUGUAGGUUGUGAAAAAAGAAGUUGAAUUUUUUACUUUUACUGCAA